UUAUUUAUUGCAAUUAUAAAAUUAAAAUGGCAGCUAAUAUCAGAGGGUUUAGAGAUUACAACACAGAAGCUAGCGAUCAUGAGAGACAGAGGCUAAAUCCUGGCCAGAACAAUAAUAUCAACGGUUUUGACAUGUUCAGUGCUGGUGGAAUCGGUCAGAAGCAACCUAAGGAUGAGAAUUAUUGGAACAUGCUUCAGUAUAACCUCUGUCCUAAGUUCAAAGUAGUUAGUUUUACAUUUGCAUUCACCAUAAUAAAUCUGGUUAUCUUCCUUACAGUGUUUUGUUUCAGCCUGAACAAUCUGGAUAAUGAUGACUUCAUGGGAAUUCCAGCCAACAAGCUCUCCUCUUUUGGUGCCAAAAAUCCUUAUAAAAUUAGAAAUAAUUAUGAAGUAUUUAGAUGGGUGGUACCCAUCUUCUUGCAUGCUAAUUUUAUGCACAUUUUCUUCAACUCAGUCACCUUGUUCUGGGUAGGUUUCAACAUUGAGCAUAAUAUUGGAGCACUACAAUUCUUCAUCGUCUACAUGUUAUCUGGGAUUGGCGGCUUCAUCUUUAGCUCCUGUGUGAGCGACAGUAUCGCUGUAGGUGCCUCUGGAGCUAUCUUUGGAAUUAUUAGUGUGAUGUUCGUAAAUCUUCUGAUGAACUGGAGAGCACUUUAUAACUCUGGCGCUCUCAUGCCGACCCUAAUCAUGAUCCUUUUGCUUGUGCUGAUGGCCUUCGCAUCAGGAGAUAAUGCUGAUACCUAUGGACAUUUUGGUGGACUUCUAACAGGCUUUUUACUUGGUGUAAUUUACUAUAAAUACGAUACCCACGGCAGAGAAAACACAAAAAGAUUAUCCUUCGCAGGAUGGGUUGCUCUAUUUUUCUAUGUUGGCUUAACUGCAGGCCUUGUUACAGUCUUCUUCACAGUCAGACAUCCAAGCUUAAAAGCUUAA
Molecule: messenger RNA, 932 nt
Organism: Moneuplotes crassus
Lineage: Eukaryota; Ciliophora; Spirotrichea; Euplotida; Euplotidae
Source: the annotation of a GenBank genome assembly